CCCGGCGGCGGCUGAAGGCGGAGAAGAGGGCGUGUGGAAGCGAGCGAUUGGGGCCGGCGGGCGGCGGCGGCGGCGGUGGUGGAAACCGCCUCCGCGGCGAGCUCGGCCCAGCGGCGGGUCCGGCCGAUGACAGCGGGCUCGGCGCGGGCUGGCGCGGGCGAGCCCGGCUGAGGGGGGCGCCGAGCGAGGCGGCGGGCGGCGGCGGGCCCGGCCGGCCGCGGCUCUUGUUGCGCCUGCCCGGAGGAGAGCGGGAGCCCCGCGCGGGUGCCUGGGCCGCUCCGGCGAAAAGUUUUGGCGUGUGCCCGCCCCGCCGGGCAAAGUUGUUGCUGGGUUCGUGUGUUUGCUUUUUCCCUUCCUCCCCGGGAGCCGGCUCCGCGCGGAGAGGAAAUCGCGAGGGAAGCAGGAACUGGGGAGCGAGGCAGCGGCCGGGAUCCAGGAGGCUCCUCCGCGCCGGAGCGGGGCGGCGCGGUGCCUGCGCGCCGCUGGGACACCGGCCUGCGCGCCCGCGGCGCCGCUGCGUGCGCGGGCGGGCCUGAGCCGGCAGCUGCCGCUUUCCCCCCCUUUUUUUUUUUAAAAAAAUUUUCCCCCUUUUAAGCGCGUUAUUAUUUAUUUUUUUUUGCCCGCCCGCUUCUCCCUCCGCUUUAAUAUAUGCUUGUGGAGAGCGACGUCCCGCCGCGCCGCCUCACCGCCCAGCCAUGUCGGCGGCCAUCUCUGCCGCGGAGAAAGUGGAUGGCUUCACGCGGAAAUCCGUGCGCAAGGCUCAGAGGCAGAAGCGCUCGCAGGGCUCCUCGCAGUUCCGCACCCAGAGCAGCCAGGUGGAGCUCUCGCCGCUGCCCCAGCUCAAAGAUGCCACCUCCAAUGAACAGCAAGAUCUCUUUUGUCAGAAGUUGCAGCAGUGUUGUGUACUCUUUGACUUCAUGGACUCUGUUUCAGACCUGAAAAGCAAAGAAAUUAAGAGAGCAACCCUGAAUGAACUGGUUGAAUAUGUUUCAACAAAUCGUGGAGUGAUUGUUGAAUCAGCCUAUGCUGACAUAGUAAAAAUGAUUAGUUCUAAUAUUUUCAGAACACUUCCACCUAGUGAUAACCCAGAUUUUGAUCCAGAAGAAGAUGAACCAACUCUUGAAGCCUCAUGGCCCCACAUACAGUUGGUGUAUGAAUUUUUCCUGAGAUUUUUAGAGAGUCCGGAUUUUCAGCCGAGCAUUGCAAAGCGAUACAUUGACCAGAAAUUUGUACAACAGUUGUUGGAGCUCUUUGAUAGCGAAGACCCACGAGAACGUGAUUUCCUAAAGACAGUUCUUCAUCGAAUUUAUGGAAAAUUCCUUGGUUUAAGAGCGUUCAUCAGGAAACAGAUAAACAACAUUUUCCUCAGGUUUAUAUAUGAAACUGAGCACUUCAAUGGUGUUGCUGAGCUUCUUGAGAUAUUAGGAAGUAUUAUCAAUGGUUUUGCACUGCCACUGAAAGCAGAACACAAACAGUUCCUCAUGAAAGUUCUGAUACCCAUGCAUACUGCAAAGGGAUUAGCUUUGUUUCAUGCACAGCUGGCCUAUUGUGUUGUACAGUUCCUGGAAAAAGAUACAACCUUAACAGAGCCUGUAAUCAGAGGACUGCUCAAAUUUUGGCCCAAAACUUGCAGUCAGAAAGAGGUAAUGUUUUUAGGUGAAAUUGAAGAAAUCUUAGAUGUAAUAGAACCGACACAAUUCAAAAAAAUAGAAGAGCCUUUAUUUAAGCAAAUAUCCAAGUGUGUAUCAAGUUCACAUUUUCAGGUUGCAGAAAGAGCUUUGUACUUCUGGAAUAAUGAAUAUAUUCUUAGUCUGAUUGAGGAGAACAUUGAUAAAAUUCUACCAAUUAUGUUUGGCAGUUUAUACAAGAUCUCCAAAGAACACUGGAAUCCAACUAUUGUGGCACUCGUAUAUAAUGUGCUGAAGACGCUGAUGGAAAUGAACGGCAAGCUCUUUGAUGAACUUACAAGCUCGUAUAAAGCAGAAAGACAAAGAGAGAAGAAGAAAGAAUUGGAACGUGAAGAGUUGUGGAGAAAGCUAGAGGAGUUAAAGCUUAAGAAGGCUCUGGCAGAAAAGCAGAACAGCACUCACAACGUGCUGAAUGCACACAAUACAAGUGCCAAAUAAAAGAAAUGACAACCUCUACUCGACAGACAUACUUUUUUGUACCCUUUUGAAAUAUAGAGAAACUUGCAAAAUAAACCUCAUCAGUAUAAUAGAAACAGCCAACUCUUUUCUCUGGCAAAAUGUAAAUGAAAAGAAAUUUAAGUGCAGCAGUUAAGUGAUGUCUUUACCACAGCAUAUUGUAAAUUUGUCUAAUUAUUGAUAUUCUGUCACUUCCAAUGUUUCAUAGAACUGAAUUAUCAUCCUUAAUGAGUGAAAUAAUUAUGGGAGUGGUGAGAACUAUGACUUGAAUUUUUGAUUGUGUUGCACAUAGGUGGUAUAGUUUGCUAUGUACAUUUUUUUUCCUUGUUUUAUAUGUGCUUUUCACAUCGCUGCAUACUUUGGUUAAGAUUAUAGAAAAGGCUUCUAGUUGCGCUGUAUUUUUCUCAAAUAAAACUAAGGUACGUUGCCAGUAACUUCAGAUACUUGCUACAUGCCUCUUGCAGCAUUGAAGUGAACUCAGAUAUGGUGCUGUUCUUGAAUUCUGGAUUCAAUUUAAUUUAUAAACAGCUCACAGUAGAAUGAGGCAAAACGUGGAAAGAAAGCGAGCUCCAGCAGGUUUCGGUGGUCCGUGUGUCCGACCCACCCUGUGGUGAAUGCCUCGAGACUGCCUUCUCCCUGCCUCUUGGCCAUCCUCCUACAGCUGAGGCUGGAGCUUCCUUUGGCGAGCCCAUCAGCAGCGCUCCUCAUCGGCCCAAGGACUCCCUGCAGCAUAGUGCAGUGUCUCCUACAGACCAUCCCAGACAUCUCUGCAGUACCUUUAGUAUCUCGUGGCCUGAAGAGUGAGACCAAAGUUGGGGUCCUUAAGGAGAGAAGACUGUCACUAACUAGUUCCUUGUUUUAUUUAAAGAAAAUGCAGUCUACUUCUUGAAGGUGGAAAGUUGAUUAUAGAAGUCUUGUCUGUUUUACUUGAUCAAGUAUUUUUCACAUCUUUUAUCAGAGUACCAUUCCAAUCUCUUUAAAUUGCAGUUGUGUGGAAAACUUUUGUAAUGAAAGAUCUUUGGGGAAUUGAGCAGCAUUCAAUAAAGUCUUUAUGUUUGUA
Messenger RNA from Rhea pennata, 3204 nucleotides. It is a transcript of the gene PPP2R5A, whose product is annotated as protein phosphatase 2 regulatory subunit B'alpha. Gene Ontology annotation, cellular component: protein phosphatase type 2A complex; cytosol; nucleus. Gene Ontology annotation, biological process: protein dephosphorylation; signal transduction. NCBI's taxonomy places the organism in Eukaryota, Metazoa, Chordata, Aves, Rheiformes, Rheidae. Gene Ontology annotation, molecular function: protein phosphatase activator activity. The coding region runs from base 696 to 2126 and encodes 476 amino acids. The record is from RefSeq and is a predicted model, not a curated record. The transcript has 13 exons.